This is a messenger RNA of Labeo rohita (rohu), 2768 nucleotides long. It is a transcript of the gene afg3l2, whose product is annotated as AFG3-like AAA ATPase 2. The transcript has 17 exons. NCBI's taxonomy places the organism in Eukaryota, Metazoa, Chordata, Actinopteri, Cypriniformes, Cyprinidae. Gene Ontology annotation, biological process: mitochondrial protein processing; protein-containing complex assembly. Gene Ontology annotation, molecular function: ATP binding; ATP-dependent peptidase activity; metalloendopeptidase activity. The record is from RefSeq and is a predicted model, not a curated record. The coding region runs from base 122 to 2515 and encodes 797 amino acids. Gene Ontology annotation, cellular component: m-AAA complex; membrane.
CAGCGUGCACCGGAAGUGAACCGCGAUGGGACGCAGUAAAUUUCAAGUUCAUGUUGUCAAAACUUUUCGUCCGAUGUGUUGUUUUCUACAUUGAUUAGAGUCACAAGCGCACAGUGCCAUAAUGGCACACCGAUAUCUGCAUCUGUCAAGAGGCUGCAGGAACCUUCUCCACGCUCUGCUGCCAAAUGUCAGAUCAACAAACCGUGUGCAAUCGAUUCAGGGUGUUGGGCAAAUCGUCCUAGACAGAAGAUCCUUGCUUUCUCAGGUCUUGGGCACCUAUAGAAGAUUAAGCUCCAAACCUCCUAAAGGAUUUGAAAAAUACUUCCCUAAUAAUAAAAAUGGUGAGCCCAAGCCAGCCAAUGCGGAAGUCAAAGAGGCAAAACCAAACAAUGCUCAGAAGACCGCUGGUGGAGGUGGAGGUGGAAGUAGUGGAGGAGGAGGAGGAAAAAGAGGAGGGCGGAAAGAUGAAUCCAAUUGGUACAGCCGUCUCCAAAAGGGCGAUGUGCCAUGGGAUGAUAAAGAGUUUCGUAUGUAUUUCCUGUGUGGAACGGCCUUCUGGACAGCUGUCACAUAUUAUUUCUUCUUCCGAGAUGGAGGAAGAGAGGUCACCUGGAAAGACUUUGUAAAUGGUUACCUUUCUAAAGGAGUGGUUGACAGGUUGGAGGUUAUAAACAAGCGAUAUGUAAAAGUCAUCUUUACUCCUGGUAAAACUCCAGUUGAUGGGCAAUAUGUGUGGUUCAACAUCGGCAGUGUGGACACUUUUGAGCGAAACCUGGAAACUGCUCAGCUAGAGAUGGGUAUUGAAGGAGAAAACAGACUACCAGUGGUCUAUUCCACUGAAAGUGAUGGGUCAUUCCUCCUUAGCAUGUUGCCCACCGUAUUGAUCAUCGGGUUCUUGCUGUUCAUGCUGAGGAGAGGGCCAGCCGGGGCAGGGAGGCCAGGGAGAGGAAUGGGUGGGCUCUUCAGUGUCAGCGAGACCACUGCCAAAGUACUACGAGAUGAAAUCGAUGUCAAAUUCAAAGAUGUGGCAGGCUGUGAGGAGGCCAAAUUGGAGAUCAUGGAGUUUGUAAACUUUCUUAAGAACCCAAAGCAGUACCAGGAUUUGGGUGCCAAGAUUCCAAAGGGGGCUAUUUUGACUGGACCCCCAGGCACAGGAAAGACUUUACUAGCCAAGGCCACUGCGGGAGAGGCUAACGUCCCUUUCAUCACUGUGAAUGGAUCAGAGUUCUUAGAAAUGUUUGUAGGGGUUGGGCCAGCCAGGGUUCGGGAUCUCUUUGUAUUAGCCCGGAAGAAUGCGCCAUGCAUUCUCUUCAUAGAUGAGAUCGACGCUGUGGGAAGAAAGAGAGGCAGAGGCAACUUUGGCGGACAGAGUGAACAAGAAAACACGCUCAACCAGUUACUAGUUGAGAUGGAUGGAUUUAACACUGCUACCAAUGUUGUAGUGCUGGCAGGCACCAACAGACCAGAUAUUCUAGAUCCAGCUCUGAUGAGGCCUGGACGCUUUGAUAGACAGAUUUAUAUUGGGCCACCAGAUAUCAAAGGCAGAGCGUCUAUAUUCAAAGUCCAUCUGAGGCCACUAAAGCUGGAUGCAGAGUUGGACAAAGAAUCUCUGGCAAGAAAAAUGGCUGCUCUAACACCUGGUUUUUCAGGUGCGGACAUUGCUAAUGUGUGCAACGAGGCUGCGCUAAUUGCAGCCCGCCACCUUUCUGAUGCCAUCAACCAAAAACACUUUGAGCAAGCCAUCGAACGAGUAAUUGGGGGUCUUGAGAAGAAGACGCAGGUGCUGCAGCCGGAGGAGAAAAAGACAGUGGCUUACCAUGAGGCUGGUCAUGCCGUAGCUGGCUGGUUCCUUGAACACGCUGACCCUUUGCUUAAAGUGUCCAUCAUCCCGCGUGGGAAGGGUUUGGGCUAUGCCCAGUAUCUGCCUAAAGAACAGUACCUGUACACCAAGGAGCAGCUGUUGGACAGGAUGUGUAUGACGCUGGGUGGACGUGUGUCUGAGGAGAUCUUUUUUGGCCGCAUUACCACAGGGGCACAAGAUGACCUGAAGAAAGUGACACAGAGUGCAUAUGCACAGAUUGUGCAGUUUGGCAUGAAUGAAAAGGUAGGCCAGGUGUCUUUCGACCUGCCACGGCAGGGAGAGAUGGUUUUGGAGAAGCCCUACAGCGAGGCCACGGCACGCCUCAUCGACACGGAGGUUAGAAACCUCAUCCACACGGCCUAUCAGCGCACACAGCAGCUGCUGACUGAGAAGAAGGCUGAUGUGGAAAAGGUGGCACUACGUCUACUGGAAAAAGAGGUGCUGGAUAAGAACGACAUGGUGGAGCUCCUGGGCCGAAGGCCGUUUGCUGAAAAGUCAACUUAUGAGGAGUUUGUGGAGGGAACGGGAAGCAUGGACGAGGACACAUCGCUGCCCGAGGGCCUGAAGGACUGGAACAAGGAGCGCGGCAGCGAGAAGGAGGAGAGUACGGAGGAGCAGGUGGCACGACAGAUCACCGGUGGUAUGCCCUUCUGAGGACACCCGUUAAUCGUGACCCUGGAGGGUCAGAGCACUUAUUUAAGAGAUGGGAAACACUUGCGUGGCGGACACUGAGGCAAGUACCCUGUUCUUCAAGAGAGCUGUGAUUAAAGAUCCCGGCUCUCUUGGUAGUAAGCGUCGGACUUGUAUUGUGUACAGUAGAGUGUUUAUGAAAUAUAAACUUUCUUGUGCUGAAUUUGAUUGUGUUUCAGCAAAACUGAAAAGGAUCAGAUGAUCUGUUGAAGGUGAA